UUUAAUAGCAGAUAACUGGCAGCUGAGGCUAAUCGGCGAAUCGCCGCGAAUAUUAAUUUGUUAGCAAUGUUUCCAUGUUCUUAAUACACUUAUUGACAUUAUAAGUGGUCGCCUAAAAAGUAAUGUUUAAAAUUAUGGAAUUUUCACUGCCACGAUGAAGCGUAUUUGACAGCGACGGCUGCUCGCGGUCAAUAAGUGAGAUGUCCCAAAGAGGUCGUCUGCUUCUUUUCGCAGUUUUGUCCACGCAGCACAUGAGGCAACUUGACCUAUGGACGUAGUUGGCCGAUUAACCCGUUACUUUCGUCGAGUAUCUCAGCGCCUCAGAGCAAGAGCUCGGCACAGGUUGCACUAUUCGAGAGUAGUUUUAAAUUCUCUCGUCUACAAUGAGUUUGCCGACAUCUAUUACGUUGGCGACACGUGCAUGGAGCCGCUGUUUUGGAUCGUCGACCACUUCACGAAGGCCAUGGGGCCGAUAUUUGUCGCCACGGUUACCAUCGUGGCUUGCACCGUCAUAGCGAUCGCGUACGUGAUCGGCAUUCCCUACUGGUGGGAGAAUAACAAGUGCGUCCUUCUCGUCGCCCUAGUCAUUGGGCAUUGGCUCCUCAUCAACAUAGUCUUUCAUUAUUGGAUGGCUCUCACGACUAACCCUGGCACACCCCCAGAGGCAUCCCUGGCGCCAGAGGUGGUCUCAAUAUGCAAGAAGUGCAUAGCACCCAAGCCGCCCCGCACUCACCAUUGCAGCGUAUGCAAUUGCUGCGUUCUGAAAAUGGAUCAUCACUGCCCUUGGUUGAACAACUGCAUUGGUCACUUCACGCAUCGCUACUUCUUUAUGUUUUGCUCAUAUGUGCUCCUGGGUAUUGUGUUUCUAAUGAUAUUUGGCUACAGAAUCGCAUAUGAAGAGUACUUUUCCACCUUGCCAAUGCCAGCUGUUGGUCUUGCCAACUCAGAGAUUCAACUUGGUAACCUUGACAUAUCUGUCAACGUUACACUACAGGAUACACACGGGAAUGCCACUCACCUCAAUACCCGUAAGCAGGACUUCAUGAGGAAGUACUACAUCACAUUUACGGUAUUCAUCUGCAUAGGAAUUUUUUUUGCCUUGGGAGCCCUCACUAUGUGGCAUGCUCGGCUCAUCACCCACGGUGAAACUAGCAUUGAAGCUCACAUCAACAAGACAGAAAGGAUACGCCUUGGAAAAGAGGGUGUGGUUUACAAAAAUCCAUACGACUUUGGACCUCGACAAAACUGGAGGAUUUUUCUGGGACUUACCAAUGGCCGGACCUGGAAACACCUGCUGCUACCAUCGGCGCACCUUCCAGAGGGCAAUGGUCUCACUUGGACAACCAUUUACAGCGAGAGGUGGUGACCCAUAUACAGUCAGUAACUCCCCCCGUCUGAUGCAGGCCAGGAUGGGCAACAAGUAGCUUCCAGUGUUGAGCUUGCUAGCAAGUCAUGAUACAUCUCCAUUCCACACGUCAGCUCGCUGCUUGGCUGCAGUCUUUCUCUUUCCUGCAUAAGAGGCACAGUCAAACAGUCCAGAAUGUAUUGACAAAAACAGCAAAAGCAAUGACAUUAGUGCCAAGAACUAUACCAUUAGCUGCAAACGUGCAGUGCACAAAGUGAAAGAAAUGCAACUAGUAAGUGCAAAUCAAGAUGUGCCUUCUUUCAUAUGUGCAGCAGCAACUUGUCAACAUUUGCUCUCAUUUUCUUAGCUGUUCAUGAUAUAUACAGUGACUACACAGUUGUGGGUCCACCUAUUUUGCAAAAAAUUUGAAAAUUCUAAGCAAGGGGGUCAACUUGCACUUUCGCCGGUAACGUGCACUUUCGCCAGUAACAACAAGACAAACGAGAAAUCCGGGAUAUUACAGCAUGGUCACCUUACAGUUGCUUUCUGGUUCUACUCGUAGUGUAUGGCUAUUGUGUGUGCUUGUUUGAAACACUUUUUGUUUUUUUUUCCUCAGCUUUUACGGUGUGUCCUGUGCACGUGGCUGUUGUUGAUAACUGAGCCCCUGUUCGAAAGAGCAGCACUAGUGGCGGUAAACUGCAGUGAUUUGUUCAGAAGACAGUCUCGGUACUAUUUGGUAAAAGAGCUUGUCUUUGUCUUAUGAGAAUGUUUCUUAUUUACAACAGAUGCAUGCUACUGUUAUGCUAAAUCCUCAAUAAUGCUUCGAUGUCAAGAAGUUUUUGCCAUUCAUUCACAGUUGUGUUUUGCGUGGUGGGGCACAAGUUUGGAACUUCUGAAUGGGUGGUGUGACAGUGGUAACUGCAGCUGAAAUUUUCACAUGUGAUGCCAUGCACCAAGGUUUCCGUGGACCAAAGUUGGGACGCUUUUCAAAGCUUGCAACACAUGCGAAUGAACUUCGCAAUCAGUCUCCACUGGUAGCUUGGGGAAUGGCCAUGACAUGGCCUGUGUCUUCGCUUUGAAAGGGAAAAUACCAAAAACUCUCUUCAAGGCAAGUAGGGCUUUAAGGCGGACCACAUGCAGCGUUUUUGCUGGCAUUUUCUAGAAUCGCGUCUCUUGGCAUAGUCACAUAAACGCCGCUAGAGAGGGUGGCCAACCACAUGAAAAGCACUGAGGCCAGUGCCAGCCCAGCGUCGUGCAUUGUGUCCCAGAAUGAAUGAAUUUGACAUGUCUAAAAUUGAUGUGCAGUUUCCACAAUGGACCGAGGAAUAUUCCUGAUUAUAAGCUUUAUGUGUCAUUUGCAUUUUGCUGUGCAAGAAAAGAGUCACAAGUGCUGCCGAAAGGUCUAUUCUCCUUUAUUCUGCCUGUAGCAUCAGCUAUUGAGAUUAAGAAAAACGACAAACUCAUAAUAUAUGGCCUCUGAUCUUCAAGUUGUCACACAUCUUUGCGGCCACGUAUUCGGCCUAUACACUGAUUUCUGCCAAGCCUACCGACGAGAUCUCAAAAACAGGAAAUAUAUAUAGUAUGUACAGAAUAUAUUUGAAAGGUGUACACAGCACUUAAAAGCAGGCAUACAAGACAGAACCCAGUCUGCUCAAAAUAUCACUCAGCGUCGUCGUCUUCUCUAUAGUAUUCAUCUCUGGCGCCUUGUGGUAUCACCCCUAGCGGCAAAGGCACAGUCUUGGCGCUUGGCUGGUCCAAGUGAUAUUGCUUCAGACGAGUAACGUGAACAAUGUUCAAACACAAUCGCAGCUGGUGUUUAAAGGCUUGAGUUUAUAUGUGACGUUGGUGGCUUGGUACAUGACACUGCACAGAUCAGAGUACGGCAAAGUCAACUUCUCGCACAGGCCAACUCGCCGUGACAGCAUCCUGAGAAGGACCGUGCCACCAAGGUUAAAGUGGACAUCACGAUGUCGGGCAUUCUAGACGAGUCGUUGCCUUCCCUGUGAAUAGCUAAGACGCAGGCGCGCAUUUUUACGCGCCUCUAGAGCUCUAGAUACAUCAUAGUCGUAUUCUGAUGUGUGAGUAAUGGCAGAGAGGAGCAUGGGUUUUCAUCAAUAAUAUCAUGAGCUGUUUGCUGUCAAAGCUUCUAGGGAACAAUCUAAGUCAAAUAUAAGGAUUAUUUUAGUAUUUGAGAGCUGCAUAGUGCACGUCAACGACUCAAUAAAUCCAAGGCCAGUGGCAGCCAUUUUGGCAGCAGCAACGACGCCAUUACAUAAGCAGAAGUCGCUGCCAGCCACGCACCGACUGGUUUUUUGUUCAUUGAACUGCUUCCGGCGUCGAUGCUGGCGAUGUCUGGGACGUUCUGAGGAGGGCAUUUCAGCCGCCAUCGCUAGCAGCUUCGAUGCCAAGUCACACCCACCAAGGAAUGAAAUGCCAGAACAAUGCUGGCAAAAUAGCUGCAUGUGGUGUGGUUUGGCCUUUAGCAUUAAAGUUCACAAACAAGAUGAUGACUUCAGGGCUGAAAAGUAGUCAGUCCAGUGCACGGAGCAAGAAAGACAGGAGGGGAAACUCCGGGUUGGUGCCAGCGCGAGCGUGUGCGCCACGAUAAUGUCCCUCUGGGAGAGGAGGUUGUAGAACGGGCGCGCAGCGAUUCUUGCGGCGAUGCCCAGAACUAUUUGUCUUCCACCGCGGGAGGAGAGCACCCGAGAGUUGUCUGCUACAUCUGCUUCUCACCGACUUUACUAUGCUACUGGAUACAGCUAUGAAAGUUUUUCGCCGGUGCGGUUCGCCAAAACAAAAUGAAGCAAGUAUAACAUCUUAGUGCCAGUAUUUUUAAUUAUAUAUGUGGGAUCAGAUGCUCUGCAGACAACGAAAGAAAUGAAGUGGUAGAAUUUUUUAAAAAAUGGACGAUCUGCAAUCAUAGCUAGGCACAUGCCUAAAAUCACUCAUUGUGUAUCUUGAGGAUAUAUUUUGCACGUUCUUCAAUAUAACAGUGUCAUACAGAACUACUGCGCGGGAAAGCAAGAUGGACAUUCACGAAGCAUGUUUGAGCAGACGGCAAUUGAUUUGAACAUAAGAGCGGAGACUAUCUCGAGCUGUGAAUCAAUUAUGCGUAAAAAAAAGGUUUGACCUUUCAAUACUCUGUCUGACUAAGAACAGUAGCAAGAAUGGGCGAGGGCUAUAUGAAGAGGAGAUAGACAAUGCAAGCGAAGCGACUGCAUCUAAGAAAAUUAUUUUCGCAGCGGAAAGGUCGCCAGGCACAGCACUACGCUAAGUUUAAAUUUACAGACAUCCCUGACCAGCCAAAGAUCUUGUAACUCGCUGAAGCGGCGUCUUAAGUAUUUGAGCAGAGGUUUUACUUACUCGUGCCCAGAAAUGAAGCCAGAAACUGGCCAGAAUAUCGCUGAAAUUACUGAAAAAAGCAGCAACAAACGAGCGAAGGUAGAGGAUACUCGUCACGAGUCAGAAGUCUCCGACAAAUAUUUUACCAAACUUCCAGGCAAGCUACAUCGUGAAAAAAGCGUGGUUCUCAGUUUCACGUGUUUGGUUGUUGCAGCUUGGCAUGAACGAUUGGUUCUCAGGAAGUUUCAACAUAAAACAAGCUUCAGAAGAAAGCAGACACAUAGAAAAAUGUUUUUUUCUGCUUUUUCGUUUUACUUUUUAAAAUUUUUCCAAUAUAAAAAGCUCCCCUUGUAUGUUUUUUUUAUUACCGCUUUUUCUAUGCCAUGUUCCCACAAAUAAUAUUUCUACCCUCACAUGCAAAGGUGAAAGAGUGAAAGAGAACCUGUUUAGUGCUUGUGGACAGCUGUGCGAAAGUAUUGCGGUAUGGUCUCUCUCCCAAGGCGAUCUGGCUAGCAUAGCGAAAACUCGUCGUAAUGAUUUGCCGUCUCGUUUAGCGAGUGUAUCUGAACUGUGCACUAAUACACUGAGCAGCGAGAGUAAGCAUGCAAGCAGAUGACAAGAGCGGGCUCCACGCUUCUCACGUCUGCAGCUUCGGCGCGGCAGUUCGGCUGCGGUUCUGUAGGUGGCGCUGUCACGACGUUCGCCCCCGCUCCAGGGUGUGACACAAUCGCGGCGCGGAAAGGAGCAGAGUUUCUCUCCUGUCUACUCUUUCUCCGUGGUCCAGUGUCUAUGUACAAUAAUUUUAGCUGUGAAAUGUGCUCACUUUCUCUUUUUUUUCUUUUGUGUGUUUGACAUGCAAUUGUGAGGAUAUGGUGUGUCUACGUCAAGAGUCGUUUUUAUGUUGCUAAGUCAACUGUAGCCAAGACUGAAAGUUCCUCUUUGUUUUUCAAAAGAGUGCCAUAGUCUUUUCAGUAAGUCAAAAUGUUUGGCAUUGGUUAUGCAAUGACUGAAAAAAAAAAUCUCGAAAAAUAAAGUAGUGCUGCUAGUCUUCCAUUGCAGCACUAAUCUAGCAGGCAA
Rhipicephalus microplus (southern cattle tick) is the source of this 5764-nucleotide messenger RNA. Its product is annotated as palmitoyltransferase ZDHHC16. The record is from RefSeq and is a predicted model, not a curated record. NCBI's taxonomy places the organism in Eukaryota, Metazoa, Arthropoda, Arachnida, Ixodida, Ixodidae. Gene Ontology annotation, molecular function: palmitoyltransferase activity.